Molecule: messenger RNA, 1740 nt
Organism: Actinia tenebrosa (Australian red waratah sea anemone)
Lineage: Eukaryota; Metazoa; Cnidaria; Anthozoa; Actiniaria; Actiniidae
Product: adenosine receptor A2a-like
Biological process (GO): G protein-coupled receptor signaling pathway
Cellular component (GO): plasma membrane
Molecular function (GO): G protein-coupled receptor activity
Source: RefSeq, a predicted model, not a curated record
AUAAACAGAUAUUUAAAAAAUGAGCGAUAACUCAAACUUCCUAUGAAUAUAAAUUUGCAACGCUGAUUUUAGGUAGUCACUCAGUUGUUCGGCAGUGGUAGAUGUGGAAGACACAACACGAUAAAAUGAGGCAUCCGUAACUAGAAGCGUGUAUCUUCCAAAGUGGUGCUUCAAUCGAAUGCGAUAGGGUGUCGCGUAUAGAAACCAUUAUCAAUUUCAACUUCACUGUGAAAAGACGUUAGGGAUCUUCGAUCUACAUAUCAAAGCGUCGGAUAUUUGCUUGGAAUUUAGCUCGUUUUGUAAGGGACACCAUUUGGGAUCCAAUUAUCUGGUCAGUAACUCAAUUCAGUUCACCAAGACAAGAUGCAAGAGCCUACAGACUACAAUAUUGCUCUUCUCAUUUUGUCAGGCUUGGUAGCAGUGACAAACGCUGCCGUUUGCUGGCUCGUUAUCACUCGUAAAAAACUACGAACCUACACUAAUGGCUUCGUAGUUUCUCUCGCCGUUUCGGAUAUUCUUAGCGGCGGGAUUUUCAUGCCAACGACGGUCUUAAUUCCCGAUUCGGUGAUCGGUGGACAUAUUUCUAUGAUGGUAAUUGUAUCCAGUACCUUAAAUCUCAGCGCUGUUGCAUUCGAUAGGUAUCUUGCGGUCGUCAGGCCCUUGGCUUACAGAUCUAGGAUAGAGACCUCUUUUGUCCGUCUGGUUUGCGCUGUUUGGGUAGUAUCGAUGGUAACAUCUAUUAUUCCAGUGAUGUGGGGUGCAAAUGCUGAAAGCCUCGUUCAUAAAGUCUAUUUGUCUUGUGCCGUGGUUCUCUUCCUUAUUCUUCCAUUGAUCUUCAUUCUAUUUGUGUACACGUUCAUCUUUAUGAGGCUUCGCAGACAUGGCAAGCUUUUGCGUAACCUCCACGCCACGAGAACUCGUCUUGUUGAAGCAAGAAGAAGCCGAAGAGAAUCCAAAUCAGUCAAAAUGUUUUUCAUCAUUCUUGCCAUAUUUGCAGUUUGUUGGGUUCCAGUUAUUUACAUGACCUUUACUUACGUGGCUGGCAGGUUUGAUAUCGUUCCUUAUCCACUAGCCGUGGUUUCCAACUUCUGUAUAAUGCUGUCAUCAUUGGUAAACCCCUUUCUCUAUACAUUUAUGAAGCUUGACUUCCAACGAGAGCUCAAAGCAAUUUUACCAUGCAAACGCUUUAAAAACACGAGAAGGCCCCAACAGCUUCGAUACAAUCAUGAAAGUAUGAGAACAACAAAGGCUACAUUCCUUACUGUCGUGGAAGAAGAAAGCAGAUUCGAUAGCUUAUGAAAAUACCGUACUUUGUAUGAAAAAAUUAAUUCCCGACAAAAAGAAUGAAGGAAAAGAAGGAAGGAAAAACGACGCUUUGAAGGGCUGACCAAGUAUUUCACAGGCGUCAGGAGACUCAAUGAAAAACAGGAAAAAGCAUAAAAGGAAAAAAAUAAAAUAAUUGAUAAAGGAACAGACCUUCGAGUAGGCCUUUAGAAAAAUAUCGAGUACUGAAUCAUAACUCUUAUUAAUGGUAUAUUGUCUUAUAAGAAUUACAUACAGUUAGGAAAAGCUGAAAACCUCAACAUUUGACAAAGUUUCGAGUUACUGCAAAGUUUUAACUUCAUGGGGAAUAUUUUUUUCCCAAACAAAUAAUAUUAAAUUGAAAGCAAAACAUUGAAACAGUUAUUAGCCAGAGUUUUUUCGCCGUGAAAAUAAAAAAUAAAAUGAAAACAAACUUGA